Fundulus heteroclitus (mummichog) is the source of this 4107-nucleotide messenger RNA. RefSeq names its product transient receptor potential cation channel, subfamily A, member 1b (gene trpa1b). Gene Ontology annotation, biological process: transmembrane transport; monoatomic ion transport. Bases 165 to 3518 code for a protein of 1117 amino acids. The transcript has 29 exons. Gene Ontology annotation, molecular function: protein binding; monoatomic ion channel activity. Lineage: Eukaryota; Metazoa; Chordata; Actinopteri; Cyprinodontiformes; Fundulidae. The record is from RefSeq and is a predicted model, not a curated record. Gene Ontology annotation, cellular component: membrane.
CAGCUCAGCAGCAGCAGCAGCAGCAGCAUCGCACACGUGCAGAUCACCCUGCAAGCCACCUGGGACGGACCCAAACAAGCUGUGAAGAACAGCGUCGUUUUCUUCAACUGAAGGCGUCAACCUCCAAAAUACUCAGAGGAUCUGAACGCCCUUUUGGCUAAGGCAUGAACUUCAGUAGGGAUGUGGCGCGCCAGACCAGUUGUUAUACGUACGUCAUAGAGGAUGAAGAGUCAGCCCUGGCGAGUCUAAAUGCAGUGGAGUUGGCGGAGAAGGGAGACCUGGCGCUUUUGGAGAACCUGGUGAGGAAGAGCCCAGAGGUCCUCGGUGAAAAAGAUGAAUGCGGAGCCAGUCCCCUUCAUCAUGCUGCUGCGGGGGGCCACGUCGCCCUCAUUCAAUUUAUCACCUCUGUCAUAGACUCACAGGAGCUGAACAGCCGUGAUGACCAGGGCAACGUGCCCCUGCACUGGGCUGUGGAGAGAAACAAAGCAGAGAGCUGCAGGGCCCUCUUGGACCUGGGGUCCGACCCCAACAUCCUCAAUAAUGCCCUCAUGUCCCCCCUGCACCUGGCGGUCAGCUUCGGACACAACGGCCUGGUGGGGCUGCUUUUGUCCCACGGCACGACAGACUGCAACCUAGAAGGAGACCUUGGAAACACCCCACUAAUACUGGCCUGCUCCCUCAACAACUGCGAGGCUUUGAGCAUACUGAUAAAGCACGGAGCCAGGCUCUGCACGCAGAACAAGCUGGGACACUUCGCCAUGCACGCUGCUGCCUUCGCGGGAGCAAAGAAAGCCAUGGAAGUCAUUUUGAAGGCUGGAGAAGAGCAUGGCCACGCUGCGCUGUCCCACAUCAACUAUUUGGACAAGUCCAAGAGCAGCCCCCUCCAUCUGGCGGUGCGCGGCGGCAAUUUCGAGACCAUCCGUCUCUGCAUCGCCACCGGGGCCAAAAUAGACCAGCAACAGAAUGAUCGCUGCACACCACUUCAUUUGGCCUGCACCCAGGGAGCUAUUGAGGUGGUAAAACUGAUGCUGUCCACUGUGGACCAAGUAGAAGAUAUCAUCAACCUGACUGAUGGGGCUUGCCAGACCCCUCUGCACAGGGCUACAAUAUUUGACCAUGUGGAGCUGGCGGAGUACCUAAUUUCUUUGGGCUCCGACCUGAAUCGCACUGACUGUAAAGGAAACACUCCCUUGUUGUUGGCAACCAGCUGUGGAGCUUGGAAGACUGUAGCCCUGCUGCUGUCCAAAGGAGCCAAUGUGAAUGUCAGAGACAAGUGCGGCUGUAACUUUCUUCACCUGGCCAUUCUGCAACCCAAGGGUCUGAGAAAUCUCCCUGAAGAAGUGCUGCAGCUUACCAGUGUGAAGGCGUUGCUGAACUGUGAGGAUAACGAGGGCUGCACACCACUACACUAUGCCUGCAGACUGGGUAUCCAUGACUCAGUGAAAAACAUGCUGGGCCUCUCAGGGCAAGUCGGCCUUGCAUGCAAGUCCAAAGACAAGAAGUCUGCUCUUCACUUUGCUGCACAAUACGGGCGCAUCAACACCUGCCACAGGUUACUGGAGACUAUCACAGACUCCCGUCUGCUGAAUGAAGGCGAUGAGCGGGGGCUGACGCCUCUCCAUCUGGCUUCAAAAGGUGGGCACACCAAGGUGGUGCAGUUGCUGCUGCGCAAAGGAGCUCUCUUUCACAGUGAUUACAAAGGCUGGUCUUGUCUGCACCAUGCUGCUUCUGAAGGAUACACACAAACUAUGGAUAUCUUGCUCUCCGCAAAUCCCAAGUUACUGGAUAAAACUGAUGAGGAUGGGAACACUGCGCUCCAUAUUGCUGCAAGAAUGGGACACGUGGCGGCAGUCAGACUAAUGCUGGUCAGAGGGGCCGACAUCAUCCUGAACAAGAACGACACUUCAUUCCUCCACGAAGCGCUGCAGAACGGGAAAAAGGAUGUGGUCAAUGCUGUGAUUGACAGUGAAAGGUGUGAGGAGGCUUUGGGAGUGUUUCUACCCGGCUCCACCCAGCGAUGCCCCGUUCUUGAUAUGAUUGAGUUUCUGCCUGAGACAUACAAGCAUCUGCUCGACCGCUGCGUGAGGGAGUCUGACCAUGACCACAACAGCCCCGAUUACCAUAUUGAAUAUAAUUUCAGAUGGCUCCAGGCUCCCGUUUCGGCAAACUUAGGCCUGCAGGGCAAGGCUCCUCAGCCACUUGUAGCAGUCAAUGCGAUGGUGCAGUAUAACCGAAUUGAGCUCCUCAACCACCCAGUCUGCAAAAAGUAUCUGGCAAUGAAAUGGGUUGCCUACGGGAGCAAAGCUCAUGUGCUCAACAUGUUUUUGUACCUGUUAGGGCUGUUGCCUUUAACAAACCUGAUAGUGACCCUUCGACCCUCAGUGAACACCACUGAGACAGGCGAGCUCGACGUUAUCAUGGUCCCCAUUUCAUUCACAAAGCAAAGCGUCUUCUUGUCAAUCUGCAUGGUGAUGGUCUUGAUCACAAACAUCUAUUCGAUCGGAAAAGAACUGGUUCAGAUAUCGCAGCAGCGCUGGAGUUACUUCAGAGACGGCUCCAACCAGGUUGACUGGAUGUCAGCCGUCAGCUCUCUUCUGUUCGUCAUUCCUCUCAUGGUCAAUGCAGAAGGUUCUUGGUACUGGCAAGCAGGGGCAAUGGCAGUUUUAAACUCCUGGAUCGGGUUUCUCCUUUAUAUGCAGAGGUUUGAGGGUGUCGGCAUCUAUGUGGUGAUGUUCGGGGAGAUCAUGAGGACGUUGAUCCGUAUUGUGAUGCUGUUUGUGUACCUGAUGCUGGCGUUUAGUUUGGCGUUCCACGCGCUGAUGCUCAACCAGAAAGAGUUUAACAGCGUGCCACUCUCUGUGAUUCAAACCUUUGUGAUGAUGGUCGGCGAACUGAACUAUCAGAACAACUUCCUGGAUGCUUAUUUGAACAACGAACUUGCAUUCGGUUUCUUGACAUAUGCCAUUUUCGUGCACUUUGUUCUGCUCAUGCCGAUCCUCCUGGUGAACCUGAUGAUUGGUUUGGCAGUCGGAGACAUUGCUGAAGUUCAAAGAAAUGCUUCUCUAAAACGAAUAGCAAUGCAGAUUGAUCUCCACACAUGCCUGGAAGACAAGCUCCCUUACUGGUUUAUGAAGAGAGUGGACAAACCCUCAGUCACCAUCUACCCCAAUCGCAAAUGCUCCAGGCACUUCCUGAAACAAAUGAUCUCCGGUGAGGAGGAAAGAAGUGAAGUCUGGACUCGUCUGCAGUCCAAAUCCCCGAGCUGCACAUUUGUAGAGAAUGAGCUCCGAAAGCAGAAGGCCAGAAUGAAAGAAAUGUCAAGCAUGCUAGAGAAGCAGCAUGGCCUUCUGAAGCUCAUCAUCCAGAAGAUGGAAAUCUCUUCUGAGGGCGAGGAGUGUGACGGUCCGGCGACGCCAAGAAGCAACAUGUGGCCCAACUUGAGUCAGAGCAAAGCAAGAGGCCGCAGCACGUCCCGCUGGGUGCCGUUGAUUAAGGCUAUAGAGGCCAAACGCAAAUAAGCAGUAGAGACCUACACAGCAUGAACUUUUCUAAUUUGCACAGUGAAAUUUUUACUAUGUUAUACAAGUGUAGCUGAAGUCUGGAGGUGUAAAAUUGUGUGUGUAACUGUAAUUACUCAUACGACGAUUCAGUGCUUAAUUUCAAUAUUUAUUUUUUCCAUGUAGCCACAAGGGAUUGUUUGCGAUAAUCCGAAUUAUGUUGUCAUUUUUUUUUAUAUAAUUGUUGCCUCAUUUUGGGUUGCUACACAUUUCCCAUGUAGAAAUUCCACACAGAUUGAAAUAUCCACAAUUCUUUUUGGAAUAAAGUCUAAAUGCCACAGUUGGAAAGAAGAUAGCCAAAAAUGAAGCAAGGAAGGAAGAAAAAUGUAUGAAUGAUGGAAUGAUGGUUGGAUGAAGUAAGGAUGGAUGGUUGACGAAUGGACAUAUGGAUGGAUGAAAAGCAGAUAGAUGGAUGGACAGAUAGAUUGAUGAAUUUAUGAAAAAUGAAUCUUUGAAGGAUGGAUGGCUGAAAAAAAUGGAUGAAUGGACAGAUUGAUGAUGGAGGAUGGACAGAAGGACAAAUGGAUGGAUGGACGGACAGACAGAUGUA